This is a messenger RNA of Spea bombifrons (plains spadefoot toad), 2686 nucleotides long. It is a transcript of the gene DYNC1I2, whose product is annotated as dynein cytoplasmic 1 intermediate chain 2. Gene Ontology annotation, molecular function: dynein light chain binding; dynein heavy chain binding. NCBI's taxonomy places the organism in Eukaryota, Metazoa, Chordata, Amphibia, Anura, Pelobatidae. The coding region runs from base 179 to 2092 and encodes 637 amino acids. The record is from RefSeq and is a predicted model, not a curated record. Gene Ontology annotation, cellular component: cytoplasmic dynein complex. Gene Ontology annotation, biological process: transport along microtubule. The transcript is spliced from 19 exons.
UGUGUGCUCGCCGUAGAGCUGCAGUCACUGGCAGUGUGUAUGUGUGGCGGGCGGGGUUCACGGGGAAACAGUUGGGCGUACAGACGUUUGGACCCAGUGGGGAAGCUGUGAGGUUGGUGACUCGAUCUCUACACAACGCUCUUCGUUUUCGCUGUAGAAGAAUAAAAGGGCUUUCAUCAUGUCUGACAAAAGCGAGCUGAAGGCCGAACUGGAACGCAAGAAGCAGCGUUUGGCUCAGAUAAGGGAGGAGAAAAAACGAAAGGAAGAGGAGAAGAAAAAGAAAGAAACAGAUCAAAAGAAGGAUGCUCCCCCUCCGCAGGAAGAGUCUGACUUGGAAAAAAAACGCAGAGAAGCCGAAGCUUUGCUACAAAGCAUGGGCAUCACCCCCGAGCCACCACUGGUCCCCCCGCCAACGUCUCCGUCCUCUAAAUCUGUGAGCACCCCAAGUGAGGCCGGAAGCCAAGACUCUGGAGAUGGGCCUGGUGGAGCGAGUGAUAAAGCCGCCGCUACCAAGAAGACUCUCCAUUGGGAUACUGACCCGUCCGUUCUUCAGCUGCACUCUGACUCUGACCUGGGGCGCGGUCACAUUAAACUUGGAAUGGCUAAGAUCACGCAGGUGGACUUCCCUCCACGAGAAACCGUGACAUACACCAAGGAAACUCAAACACCAGUCGUGGCGCAGGAAAAUGAAGGUGAUGAAGAAGAGGAGGAAACCGUUGCCCCCAAGCCAGCAAUUGUACCUGAGGAGUCAAAACCAACUACAAAAGAGGAGAAAAGUGAAGCUCCACCCCACGAACUUACUGAGGAGGAGAAGCAACAGAUCGUUCACAGUGAGGAAUUCAUAAGCUUCUUUGACCACAGCACCAGAAUCGUAGAACGUGCUCUGUCUGAACAGAUCAAUAUUUUCUUUGACUACAGUGGAAGGGAUUUGGAAGAAAAAGAGGGAGAGAUACAAGCUGGUGCAAAGUUAUCCCUAAACAGGCAGUUUUUUGAUGAACGUUGGUCAAAACACCGUGUUGUCAGCUGCUUGGAUUGGUCCUCUCAGUACCCAGAAUUGCUUGUCGCAUCAUACAACAACAACGAGGAUGCCCCUCACGAACCAGAUGGUGUGGCUCUUGUGUGGAACAUGAAAUAUAAGAAGACGACCCCCGAAUAUGUGUUUCACUGCCAGUCUGCUGUUAUGUCGGCUGCUUUUGCAAAAUUCCACCCCAAUCUCAUUGUUGGUGGGACGUAUUCUGGACAAAUCGUCCUAUGGGACAAUAGAAGCAACAAAAGGACUCCAGUCCAAAGGACCCCGCUUUCAGCUGCCGCUCACACGCAUCCCGUGUACUGUGUCAAUGUGGUCGGCACGCAGAACGCUCACAAUCUCAUCAGCAUCUCCACGGAUGGCAAGAUUUGUUCCUGGAGUCUCGAUAUGCUGUCCCAGCCUCAGGACAGCAUGGAGUUGGUCCACAAGCAGUCCAAGCCUGUAGCUGUCACCUGUAUGUCCUUCCCAGUCGGAGAUGUCAACAACUUUGUGGUGGGAAGCGAGGAAGGUUCUGUGUACACAGCAUGCCGCCACGGCAGCAAAGCCGGGAUAAGUGAGAUGUUUGAAGGCCAUCAAGGACCAAUCACAGGAAUACACUGCCAUUCCGCAGUGGGAGCGGUUGACGUCUCUCACCUGUUUAUCACUUCGUCUUUUGAUUGGACGGUGAAGCUCUGGACGACAAAGAAUAACAAACCUUUGUACUCGUUUGAAGACAACUCAGACUAUGUUUAUGAUGUCAUGUGGUCACCGACUCAUCCGGCCCUCUUCGCCUGUGUAGACGGUGUGGGAAGACUCGACUUGUGGAAUCUUAAUAAUGACACGGAGGUGCCCACCGCCAGCAUAAACGUGGAAGGCAGUCCUGCCCUCAAUCGCGUGAGAUGGACUCACUCUGGCAGAGAGAUUGCUGUUGGAGACUCUGAAGGGCAGAUCUUCAUAUAUGACGUGGGAGAGCAAAUUGCUGUGCCGCGGAAUGACGAAUGGACACGCUUUGCUAGAACCCUUGCCGAGAUCAACGCAAACAGAGCAGAUGCAGAGGAGGAAGCAGCAAAUCGCAUCCCCGGAUAAAAGCCUCGCACGCGUCUCGUAACGGGGCGCUCAGCAUUGGUUACCCUCCGGAAGCACUAACAUGCGUCUGUUCAAAGAUAAUUUAUCAGAAGAAAUAUAUGGAAUAGGAUCUGUGGACUGCAAUGAUUUAUAAACCUCAUUGAAACCAAUGCAGUGUCUUUAUUUAUUUGUACCUACUCCUGGCCUUUGGUUGUGUUACAGUAUAACUUGGCCCAACUUGCUGACACUGUCGAGCCUUGGUCUAUAUUUCCUUUUGGACAAGCUGUUAAGUGUUUCCAAUUUUUUUAAACUAACCUACUGAUAGAAAUUCUGUGAUUUUUAGCUUCAGUGCGUUACUACUCAGGAUAACACCAAUGCAUUAGGGCUCGGUAUGUAAAGCAUUGCUAAUAUUCCAGGACACACCAUAAGCCACAUCUAACUGCAUGCCACUCCGCACUUCUAUAGCCAUCUCAUGUAUAGCUUUCCUGUUACCGCCAUCAAUAGUAUGCCAUUUUAUUAAAGGAGAAACAUUUUUAACUUGCAAUUUCCAGUUGACUGCGAUACUGUCUUGUGUGGUGUCUAGUAAAUUUAGUAAAAAAGAUUUCUGUACAAAAA